Ixodes scapularis (black-legged tick) is the source of this 1172-nucleotide messenger RNA. RefSeq names its product juvenile hormone acid O-methyltransferase-like. The record is from RefSeq and is a predicted model, not a curated record. Gene Ontology annotation, molecular function: S-adenosylmethionine-dependent methyltransferase activity. The transcript is spliced from 3 exons. Bases 119 to 961 code for a protein of 280 amino acids. NCBI's taxonomy places the organism in Eukaryota, Metazoa, Arthropoda, Arachnida, Ixodida, Ixodidae.
AGUAAGCUAAGGUCAGUGUGCUUCUGCAAUUCAUGCGUCAUCCGAAGGCGGGGGCACAACCACCAGCAGUCCACCUCAGUCGCUUAAUUAUACCCAAAGAAAUCCUACAACAAAAACCAUGACUGCCAGAUUUAUCCCCGAACGUUAUGCGCAUCUGAAUGAUGCAAGUAAGCCCAUGAACAGGGAAGCUUUGAGAUUGACAACAUUUCGAAAACCCUCGAGCGAGUGUCGACAAAUGCUAGACAUCGGAUGUGGAACGGGUGAAUUCACGAGGAACGUGCUGCUUCCAUGGAGCAAGCCAUGCCGCAAGAUGGUAGCUGUGGACGCAUUGCCGUCCAUGAUUGAAUACGCCAAGACGAAUUAUCCGCAUCCAAAUAUAAGCUAUGCGGUCCUUGACGCAGCUUCAAGAGAUAUCUCAAAUUUUCUGAAAAAACACGGCAAGUUCGAUCGUGUUUACUGCUUUUACUGCUUGCACUGGAUCAAGGAUCAGGAGGUGGCGCUCGCAAACGUCGGCAAGUUGUUGAAAGACGACGGAGAGUGCCUCUUUUUGUUCGUUUCUCAGUUUGUUUUUUACGACCUGUGGCAAGAGAUGGCAUCAAUGGAGCGUUGGAGGGACAUCAUUGGGGAUCCUUUGGAAAUCUUUCCGAAAUCCUGGAAUCGUGAUCCCAAACCAAGUUUGAAGGAUGUGGAAACUUGUGUGAAAAAAAUGGUCGCAGACGCUGGAAUGGGCACCAUAAGUUGCACUGUUUACCCCGCGACUCCAUGCGUCUUCAAGAACGCCCAAGGAGUACUAGACCUGCUGCUUCCAGCCGUCACCACGAAGGACACUGCUUCGGAGGAGGAGAAGCAAAAAAUGCGUAAGGAAAUGGAGAUCAGGCUGAUCAACGCCUGCAUAAAGACGCCCGACAGCUGCUUUUUCCCUAUAGACAUUUUCAUUCUUCACGCUUACAAAAAAAACUAAAGUUUCACGUUGAUCUUCGAACUCCGUGCGUUGCAGCAUCUAUCUAUCAGUGUCGGUAAUUGACAUACACAGCGAUUCUCCAUGAACCACCAAGACAACCCUUCGGCAUAUGUGUUUUCGUUAUUUGUACAGCGGAUAAAUGUAGCAGGAAAUGCAAGUUAUUUUUCAUGAUCACCUCUGACUGCGAAUAAACAUCUGCUAAGGGACCAUA